AUGUCCAGCUCCGGAACCCUCCAGAUCGUGCUGCGCAACAGCACCAACGCCGGCGCCCUGUACGCGCACAUCACCGGCACCUCGGACGCCGGGCUCUUCGUGCUCUCCGCCGACGGCCACACGGCCUACCACCCGGCCAGCCCCGCGCAGACGCUGACCCCCCUCGGCGCCGACUGCGCCAUCAACGUCGGCGGCGCCGGCGCCACCCGCGCCGUCACCAUCCCCUACGUCUCCGGCGGCCGCGUCUGGUUCUCCAAGGACAAGCCGCUCACCUUUUACGUGAACCCGGGCCCGGCGCUGGUCGAGCCGUCCGCACUCAACGCCUCCGACGCCAACUACGGCCUCGACUGGGGCUUCGCCGAGUUCACCUUUAACCGCAGCGAGCUCUACGUCAACGUGUCGUACGUGGACUUUGUGAGCCUGCCGGUGAGCCUGCGCCUGGAGAACGCGAGCGGCAAGGUGACGAGCGUCGCGGGCAUGCCGGCGGACGGCCUGGAGCGCGUGGCCGCGGGGCUGACGGCGCAGGGGCAAAAGGACGGCGCGGGCUGGGACAAGCUGGUGGUCAAGUCGGCGGAGGGCGGCGCGGUGCUGCGCGCGCUGAGCCCCAACUCGGGCGCGGUGGUGUCGCCGGGCCUGCUGCAGGGCUACUUUGACAAGUCCGUGGACGCGGUGUGGGCCAAGUACGCCGCGGAGGACCUCACGGUCAACACGCAGUUCAAAUGGGGCGACGCCAAGGGCCGCGUGGACGCCACCUCGGGCUUGCUCGACUUUGGCGAGAACGUCGGGCGGUUCGGCAAGCCCUCCACGGGGGACAUCUUCUCGUGCAACUCGGGCCCGUUCAGCCACGGCGACGGCGCCACGGACGAGUCGCUCAACAUUGGCGCGCGCCUCGCCGCGGCGUUUAACCGCUCGACGCUGCUGAUCAACAACGUGCAGCCCGAGGGUGAGGACGUGGCCAAGUAUUACCAGGCGGGCGUGACGAAUCACUACGCGCGCGUGUGCCACGAGACGACGGUGGAGGGCCGCGGCUACGCGUUCCCGUACGACGACGUCGGCCCGUCAAAAGGCGUGGACCAGUCGGGCUUCCUGAACGACCCGAACCCCAAGACGUUGACGAUUGGCGUCGGUGCGCCGCUGGAGUAG
This is a messenger RNA of Cordyceps fumosorosea ARSEF 2679, 1143 nucleotides long. RefSeq lists its product as hypothetical. The transcript has a single exon. The coding region runs from base 1 to 1143 and encodes 380 amino acids. NCBI's taxonomy places the organism in Eukaryota, Fungi, Ascomycota, Sordariomycetes, Hypocreales, Cordycipitaceae. The record is from RefSeq and is a predicted model, not a curated record.